AUGGCACUAUCUCGUCUCCCGCGUCCCCUCCCACGCAGCACCACCUCUUCCUUCCCCCUACUUCGUUUCCGUAAUCCCCCAGCCAGCAGGUCCUACACAACAACCCAGUUUCUUCGCACCCAAGGUCCCGCAAAAGGCGAACUGCAACCACCAAUACCUAAACCUCGCGGCUCGACCUCACCGCUCCGCAUCUGGCCCUUCGUCGCCAUCUUCGCGACCGGCACCUUCCUCUUCACGCGCAUCGUCAAGCAGCGCCAGGGCCAGGGGUCCCCGCAGCAGACACAGACAGCCGUCGGGCCCGUCUCGCGCAAGAAAUAA
Messenger RNA from Coniosporium apollinis CBS 100218, 318 nucleotides. RefSeq lists its product as uncharacterized. The record is from RefSeq and is a predicted model, not a curated record. The coding region runs from base 1 to 318 and encodes 105 amino acids. NCBI's taxonomy places the organism in Eukaryota, Fungi, Ascomycota, Dothideomycetes. The transcript has a single exon.